AUGAACCCAAAUGAGAAAGGGUAUCUGCCAAUCCGAACAGAAGCCUGGACGGCGGGGCGGGAUAUCGAUUCUUGCCGCGGAAAAUUGCGAUGGUGCACCGGUUACUUGAACGACUACCUGAAAAACGACCUGAAUUGGAAAAAGGGCCACGAUCCGAGAUUUGCGAACAACUCGUGCGUCUACAUCGACUUUGGGGAUCCAGUUGAGCCUAGUCUGGCGCUGGCUGACUGCUCGGAAAAGAAAAAGAUCAUCUGCGAGGCGCCCAUGGGAGUCGGCUUCAAAUCGCAGAUGCAUUAUCAACCUUGCAGGAGGAAUUUCAGAGUUAAAGAAAGCGAUGCCGAGAAAAUUUGGAACACUGGCGAUUUGAACAGAACCAGUUUCGCAGCCAAAAAAAUGAUUCAAUGCCUAGCAGAGCACAUAGGACUGGUGUACAACUCAACUAAAAUCAACACGCGUGUGUACCUGGGAAUGAUGUCCAGAAUAAACCAUCCCCUAAACAUCGAUGCAUUGGAUCAAGUGAUGGAUAGCUACACUGCGUGGUUCCAGUCAUUCCCUAACCAAUACGCCGGGAUUAAGUCCAAAAUUUUCUAUUUCGACAUGAUGAAAGACUUGCAAAACGAAUUUUACUCGACCCACUUUGAUUUUGCCGCCGAAAUGAUCAUCAAACUCGACGAAUGCAGACGAACCAAAAUAACGAACGAGGAAACGUUCGCGUUUGACUUCCUGGUGUGCGUCCUUCAGGCCAAAGUGUUGGACCGUUUCUGGCGAUUUUACGAAUUCAACUUGGAACAAGGCACUGUGAUUCCCGCGGACCACGAACUGAACUCACCGUGCAUGACGUUUGACAAUUUUUUGAAAUAUGAAGCGUCUAAAUGCAUUCAACCGGGUAGCUUGCUUCCGCUGAAUGAAUCUGGGUCUUUUCUUACCCUGACACCGAUCAACGUAACAAUGUCCAAAACGUCAUCAUUCACCGCGUGUUUGGAGCGGAAUGGCUCGCUGCCUUACGCGGAAACCAAGCAGGAGUUUGAAAUGAUCUACAAUUUCAUCAGAGGUGAGGCUCCGAAGCUGACGAUCAUAUGGGACCAAGGCUAUUACGACAAGCUGAAGAAAAAAUUCAUGUGGUGCCGCAGCGACUUGAGUCCCUCCCGACCCGGGGCCAAAAUUCCGAUCCCUGUCGCCGUGAACAAGAUAGCCAAAGAGGACUUCGUGAUGCUGGUCUCGCUGCCGGGUGCGACGCCAAAUCUGCACGCAGUCGCCGCCUCUGAGCUGCUCAAGUAUAACACAGACGUCUUCUGCCGCUUCCCAGAUCACGCCGUGAACGAGUGCACGACCAACAAUUCAAGCAAGACGUCGUGGUACUAAAUGCUUUUCUAUUCGAAUUGUGAA
Messenger RNA from Cloeon dipterum, 1386 nucleotides. RefSeq lists its product as uncharacterized. Lineage: Eukaryota; Metazoa; Arthropoda; Insecta; Ephemeroptera; Baetidae. Gene Ontology annotation, molecular function: odorant binding. The transcript is spliced from 11 exons. The record is from RefSeq and is a predicted model, not a curated record. The coding region runs from base 1 to 1362 and encodes 453 amino acids.